UAUUGUCUUCCGCCGAAACCACAGAGUUUUGAUUAAUCAAAAUCAAAACUCCAUGCUCUCAAAAAAAAAAAAAAUCAAAACUCCAUAAAUCACAAUAAUUGCAGUGGGUUUUGCUAAUUUCUUCUCAUUCAUUUCAUAAUAACAAUCUCCCUUUUGCCUUUGCGAUCUCCAUCAUUCUGAUUCUGCCAUUGCUCUGCUUUUUUCUUCCUUCGGAUUUCUACCUUUUUUUCUCUUCUGCCACUCAAUUUUCAUCAUCAUUUGAUUCGAUUCCAACCCCACUUAUUAUUCAAAACCUCGGACUCGGUUGGCCCUAUCAGAUUCAAGAUUCCUAAGAAAAAGGAUGGAUUUUUGUGGUGGAGACUUUUUUUCAAGGAGUUAUCUGUGCAUCUGAAGUCAUAAAUCUGUUAUUAUAUAUAUAUAUAUAUAUAUAUAUAUAUAUAUAUAUAUAUAUUAUUGAUUUUUUUUUUGUAAUGGGAUUCAAAUAUGAUGCUGGGCUGUUACGAAAUUAUGUUGGUUGUGAAUGAUGCUUGAUUUUUGGGCAUUUUAGUUUUGGAGAUUAAAAAAAGAUGUUUUUGUGAUGAGUUUAUGUGGUGUUGGAUUGGAUGAAACUUUUGAAAAUGGAAUCUUUAAUUCUUGAAGGAUGGAAUCUUGAGAGAUAGUGGAAUGGAAUCUUGAGAGAUAGUGGUAUGUGAAAUUUGGAAAUUGGCUGCUCAUCUGCUGCAGAGAUUGUGAGUAGAAUGGGUACCCCUAUACGAAGGACCACCAUUUCUAGUGGCUGGCAUUUGAGAAGAACAAAUGAGACAAUGAGGCUAAUUAUAACAACAUUUGUGGGAAUUGUAUUUGGCUUCUUUUUAGGUGUAUCUUUUCCCACACUUUCAUUGACAAAGGUUAACUUAUCAUCAAACAUAUUCCCUUCUGUUGAUCUCACUUAUAUUGAGGACAAGUACUCUGGCCUCUCGACUCAAGCACUUUUAAAUGUAUGGUCGGCUCUUAAAGGAAGGAGAGGCAUCUCGCGCAAAUAUAAUAACACUAAGAUCUGGGUUCCAACCAAUCCUCGAGGUGCAGAGAGACUACCACCCGGUAUUCUCGUAGCCGACUCUGACUUGUACACUCGCAGAUUGUGGGGUGUUCCUGGUGAGGACCUAAUUGUUAAGCCAAGAUAUCUCAUCACCUUUACUGUUGGUUACGACCAGAAAAACAACAUUGAUGCUGCCGUAAAGAAGUUGACAGAGAAUUUCCAAGUUCUGUUGUUUCACUAUGAUGGCCGGACAAGCGAAUGGGAUGAAUUUGAGUGGUCGAAACGGGCUAUCCACGUGAGUGUGAGGAAGCAAACUAAAUGGUGGUACGCAAAGAGAUUCUUACAUCCGGACAUUGUGGCCCCAUACGAUUAUAUCUUCAUUUGGGAUGAAGAUCUCGGAGUUCAGAAUUUCAACCCAGAGGAAUAUAUAAAGCUAGUGAGGAAACACGGGCUGGAAAUUUCACAGCCCGGUUUAUCUCCAGACAGUGGUAUGACAUGGCAGAUGACAAGAAGGCGAGAGGACACCGAAGUUCACAAGGACACAGAGGAAAGACCGGGCUGGUGCACGGAUCCUCAUUUGCCACCUUGUGCAGCAUUUGUCGAGAUCAUGGCUCCCGUGUUCUCUCGGGAUGCAUGGCGUUGUGUAUGGCAUAUGAUCCAGAAUGACUUGGUCCAUGGAUGGGGUCUUGAUUUUGCUCUUAGAAAAUGUGUAGAGCCUGCUCAUGAGAAAAUAGGAGUUGUAGAUGCUCAAUGGAUAGUACAUCAAACUGUUCCUUCACUUGGGAAUCAGGGUCAAGCAGAGCAAGGCAAGGCGCCAUGGGAAGGGGUGAGGGAGAGGUGUAGGAACGAAUGGACUUUGUUUCAGGAUCGCAUGACUGCAGCUGAGAAGGCGUAUUUUGAGGCCAUGGGCAUCGAUCCUCCUAACUCCACAGCUCGUCGUUAGGUCCAUUGGGAAAGGGAGGGAGCAUUCCGGUUUCGAUGGUGCUUGUAUGUAUUUACCAAUCGUGCUUCAUCUUCUAUUCCCGACUGUAUUUUGCCCUUCUCGUGGAAGGGGUGUUUUCAUGUACAAGAACUGAAUGAGAACUGUAGCCUUUGCUUGAGUUCAUAGAAGUGAGCUGUACAUCUUCUCUAUA
This is a messenger RNA of Salvia miltiorrhiza (redroot sage), 2151 nucleotides long. RefSeq lists its product as uncharacterized. The transcript is spliced from 16 exons. NCBI's taxonomy places the organism in Eukaryota, Viridiplantae, Streptophyta, Magnoliopsida, Lamiales, Lamiaceae. The record is from RefSeq and is a predicted model, not a curated record. The coding region runs from base 738 to 1961 and encodes 407 amino acids.